Molecule: messenger RNA, 375 nt
Organism: Serpula lacrymans var. lacrymans S7.9
Lineage: Eukaryota; Fungi; Basidiomycota; Agaricomycetes; Boletales; Serpulaceae
Exons: 3
Source: RefSeq, a predicted model, not a curated record
AUUCAAGAGUGCAGAGACAAUUCAUAGUUCCAGUGAAGACGAGCCUGAUAGUCAGCCAAGAGCACCUGCUCCAGCUGCUAAGACACAGAUGUCACCCCAUAUGGACACUGCAUCUGAUACACAGCCUGAAUCAACAAAUGUUGCGCCUGCAGCGGAUAUACAUCCAUCCACGGAUAAUGUAGAGUCGCUGGCACUGGCACAACCAGUCACUAAUGGUCUUACUGUCCUGUCAAAUGCUGCUGAUUCCCAGCCCACCAAUAGUGGCUUCGGUUUUCCACAGACACAUCAAUUGUUCAACUCCUGGAUGCCUGGAAAGGGAUGGAUAUUAACUCCUCGACCAGAUGUUUGAUGCCUUUAUUAACCCAUACACCCCAC